Choloepus didactylus (southern two-toed sloth) is the source of this 10122-nucleotide messenger RNA. RefSeq names its product BAH domain and coiled-coil containing 1 (gene BAHCC1). Gene Ontology annotation, molecular function: chromatin binding. Lineage: Eukaryota; Metazoa; Chordata; Mammalia; Pilosa; Megalonychidae. The record is from RefSeq and is a predicted model, not a curated record. The transcript is spliced from 29 exons.
UUUGAGAGCCGCUCUGGAUGGGCUCGAAAGAGUCGUGGUUGUGGAAGCGGUGCAUUUACAGUGCAACAGUCAGCACAUUGAAAAUACCAAUAGGAAUACAAAACAAAGUCACAUUUACUGAUUUAAUUGUAUUGCAUUCAAUUGUGUCCAGGAAACAGCCUCCAGCCAUGGACCCGCACGGCGGCUGCCGGUGCGGCGCGCGGCCGCCCGCCCAGGAGCCCAGCCCGCCGGCGUGCUGACCGGCCCCGCCGCCGCCACCGCCGGUGACCUCGGACGCCGCCGCCUCCUCCGGCCGCCCGCGGCCCGCACCGAGCCGCCCCCCGGGCCCCGGCCGCGCUGCUCCCGGGAGGCGGCGGCGGCGGGCCGGGGCCGGGGCCGGGGCCCGGCAUGGAUGGCCGCGACUUCGCGCCGCCGCCGCCGCAUCUGCUGUCGGAGCGCGGGAGCCACCGCAACGCCGCCGCCGCCGCGCGCCUCGCUCCGGCCGGGCCCGCCGCGCAGCCCGCCGCGCACUUCCAGCCCGGGAAGUACUUCCCGUCGCCGCUCCCCAUGGCUUCACACACAGCCAGCGGCCGCCUGAUGGGAAGUUCUCCGGCCUCGUGCUUCAUGGGCAGCUUCCUCGCCGGCGGCCUGGGCUCGGGAGCCUCCGCGCACCCCAGCGGCCCCGCGCCGGCCCCCUCUGAGCCGGCCUACCGCGGCUCCCACCCCACCACCUCCCAGCUCUGGUUCUCCCACUCCCACGAAGCUCCGGGGUACCCCAGGUUUUCGGGGAGUCUGGCGUCCACUUUCCUACCCAUGAGCCACUUGGAUCACCAUGGAAACAGCAAUGUUCUCUACGGGCAGCACCGCUUCUAUGGAACCCAAAAAGAUAACUUCUACCUGCGCAACCUGCCCCCGCAGCCCACGCUCCUGCCCGCCAACCACAGCUUCCCCGGCGUGGCCCGGGCCGCCCCCAGCCACGCCCUGGGCUCCUGCAGCCACGACCGGGGCGAGGUGGGCUCCCUGCGGAAGGGCCCCAAGGACUCCGACCACUUCCUCGCGGGCGCAGAGCUGGGCAGGGAGAAGGCCGGCAAGGUCGCGGCGGCCAAGGAGCAGCUGGCAACGGAGGGCGGCCUCAAGGAGCGGCAGAGGCUGGGGCUGCCCCUGCCGGCCGACGGGUCCUGCAGGGAGGCGGCCGCCGCGCCCCGUGGGGCCUACGAGGGCCGCGCCAAGCACCUGGCCUCCUGCCUCCUCAGUGGCAGGGCACCCGGCGGUGACGUGGGCAAGGCCCCGCUGGCCAGCUGUGCGGGUGGCCUGCUGGGGCAGCCCGGACGCUGCGCCAAGGAGACAGCGUGCCCCCCGGAGCCCGGGCCAGCCUUCGGAGAGAGCCUGGAGCGGCGGCAGGUGCUGCCCCACACAGCGUCCUACCCCGGGUCCACCGGCCCGGCCCCGGCCCUCGGCUCCACCGCCGGCGCCAUCCCGUGCGUGCCGCUGCCCCCGGGCCCCGACGGGCUGUGCCUGCUGCAGGACAGGGGCUCCCGGGAGCCGAAGGCCAGUGGGGCCACCUUCGUGCCUUCCGUGGGGCACCUGGCCGACAAGAGCCGGCCCUUCUCGGCGGCCGAGGCCUGUGCCGUGGCAGGGGAGGGCAAGGACCGGCACCUGGAGGCGGCCCCCGAGCACUCCGCGCCCUACGGCGUCACCUACGCCCAGCUGAAGGCCGAGGGCAAGGGCUUCGAGGCGGGCAAGGGCUUCGAGGCGGCCCUCAACCCCAGGCUGAAGGGCCUGGGGUAUCUCAGCAGCGGGGGCCCCGAGGCCGCCUUCCCCGGGCUCCCCAAAGGUGGGCUGGACAAGGGCGGCUACUUGGAGCUGCCCUCGCAGGACUGUGCCCGGCCGAGCCUCCAGGAGCCGCCGAGCGGGCGGGGCGGCCAGGCGUGCUGUGCCCCCGACAGAGCUGCCGGCAAGGACGGCGCCGCGGGGGCCCCCGGGGCACAGAGAGUGGCCCGCGUCCGGCACCAGCAGCACCCGUUGGCCCCUGAGGGGGAGCCGGGGGGCGGCACUGAGGCAAAGCGCAAGCUCCUCGAGCUGGGGCCUCUGGGCUACGGCGGGCCACCCCUGGCCCCGUGGAGCGUCCCAGCUGGCCAGGGUGCCCCCGGGGCCAUGGGCGACGAGCUCAAGGGUGGUGCCUAUCUGGACCCGUUCGGCGGCAGCCUGCCGCAGGCCACCCUACUGUCCCAGGAGCUGCCCGCCCCGCCGGACGAGGUCUCCGCCAUGAAGAAGCUGCUCAAGUACGGCGGCCCCGCCCUGGUCGCCGGCCAGCGGGCCCCUUUCGUGGGCCUGGACAGCCUCAAGGCCAGCUGCGUCCAGCAGGAAGCCAAGUUCCCAGCCCCCAAAGGCCCGGGCCAGGCGCUGGGCGAGGUGACGAGGCCUGACUGUGCACGGAGCCGCGAGCACGAUGCCCCGCACGGCGAUGGGGAGGUGCGGCAGCCGCCCGUGGGCAUUGCCGUGGCCCUGGCCCGGCAGAAGGACACCGGGAACCGGCACGAGGCGGCCUACGGCGCUGGCUCUGGGCGCCAGGGCCGGGGGGGGCCCUGCCUUUAAAGGUGAGGGGCUGGUAACGGCCCCCGCUCCAUGCACGCACUGGACCCCGAAGCUGAGGAGGACAGGGCCCGCCUUUGUGACGACCAUCUGGGGCUCGCCAGCCGCGAGCUGCUGCUCCAGGACGGCAAGAACCUGGUGGAGUUUGCCCGGAUGCACCCCUCGAGCGGCUGCCCCGGGGACCUGGCGCCCCACCUCGUGAUCACCGGCAGCUCCUCCCUGCAGGGCGGGGACCCGGCCCCCCACCCCCACCCCGCACACCCCCCCUGGCUGCCCCGCACCCGCAGCCCCUCCUUGUGGAUGGGAGGACACUCAUAUGGCCUCGGGCACCCAGCCCUGCACCAGAACCUGCCCCCCGGCUUCCCCGCCUCCGUGCCCAGCUCCAUGCCCUCCGUCUUCCCCCUCCCCCAGGACAGCCCCGCCCAGCUCGUCAUCCUGCCCUCGGAGCCCACUCCCCACGCCGCCCCCCACGCGCUCGCGGACGUCGUGGACCAGGCCUCGCUGUGGCCCCCCAUGUACGGGGGCCGGGGCCCCGCCCCCCACAUGCAGCACCCCGGCCAGCUCCCCGUCUACUCGCGCCCCCAGUUCCUGCGGCACCAGGAGCUCUAUGCUCUGCAGCGGCGGCAGCGGGCGGUGCAGGCCCUGGAGCUGCAGCGCGCGGCCCAGCUCCAGCGCAAGCCCGAGGACCCCCAUCCGGAGCUCCUGGAGCCCAUCCCUGAGAAGGCCCCAAAGUCCACCCUCAAGCCGGGUACCUUAACCGCCAGGGGCACCUGCCCGCCUGCCACCGCCGCGGGCCCCACCAAGCUGGCACCCUGCUGCCACUCGCCCACCCUGAGGCCCCCCGCCAGCUGCCCCACGCCACCACCACGUCCCAGUGCCCCCUGCGCUUCAUCCGUUGGCCCCUGCAGCAGCACACCUGCCCGCAGCCCUGGGCUUGGCCCCAGGGGGCCCAGGGCCGAGGACAAGUGUGGGGGUGGCCAGCGGCCCGGAGACCACCUCAGGGCCAUGGAACCAGACCUGCUUCCCAGAUACACGUGCCCCCCAGCUGGCUCUGUCUUCUCCCACGUCCUGUCCUCCGACGGGCACUCGUCUGACCUCGUGGACCCCCAAACUAUGCAAACCUUGCCCCCAGGGGCACAGCCUGGGCCGAUGAGGCCUUUCCCGCCCGGGGUACCGCCUCCCUGCACCCCCACACGCCUGGAGGCCGGACUGCUCCCGGGGGCCGUGGAGACCGAGGACCUCGCCAUCACCCCGCACCCCUCCAAGCGGGGACCCCCGGGGAAGGCUGCAGAGCCCGGCCCACUCGAGGGGCUUCCAGAACUGCGGUGCAGGGCCCUGCUCGAGGGCGGGAGACCCGAAGCCUCCGGCCAGGCUGAUUCUACUCAGAGAGGGGAGAGCGAGGCAAGGACCCUGGCCGGGGGGGCGGGGCAGGGUGGGCUGGGGCCGUCUGCGGAGGCCUUGCCCCCGGCCCUGGAGCAGCGGGCCCUGAGCCUGGGCACCUUGGACCAGGACGAGGACGAGGCGGGCGAGCGGCAGCCCCCUGAGGAGGCCGAGCAGGAGGGGGCCCUGGGGGUGGAGGCCCAGGGGGCCGGCCGGGAGCACGGUUGCCUGCCCGGGGCACUGCCGGGCCUGGACGCACUUGUGGCUGCCACCAUCAGCCUGGGGGACCUGCCCAGCCUCGGCCCCCCAUCCCCUCUGCUGCCAGCCGCCCCCAGGCCCCCCAGCACCGGCCCCCUGCCCCAGAGCUCAGGGACUCCUGGCAUCGUCCUGCUGAGUGAGCUGGCCGACCUGGAGAUCCAGCGGCAGAGCAGCGAGCACGGGCCCCAAGAGGAGGAGGACGUGCUGGCCUUCAACCUGCGGCACCUCGCCACGCUGGCCACCGCCUGGUCCCUGGUGGAGGCCGCCAGCCUGGAGGGCCCCCCCGCCUCAGCGCCGCCCCCCGCCGCCCCCUGUAGGGGCCCCCCGCUCACCCCCCGCAGGCAGAUCCUGCAGCGCAAGGACACCUGGACACCCAAAGCCAAGCCUGUGUGCCCGCUCAAGGCCGCCAUCGACCGGCUGGACACGCAGGAGGUGGAGGUGCGCGUGCAGCUGGCGGGGCUGCAGCGGCGCUACAAGGAGAAGCAGCGGGAGCUGGCGCGCCUGCAGCGGCGGCACGACCACGAGAGAGACGAGAGCUCACGGAGCCCGGCACGACGUGGGCCCGGCCGGCCCAGGAAACGCAAGCACUGCAGCUCGCUGCCCGCCCCACGGCCCGGGGGCCAGCUGGCGAGGGCCGAGGGCAAGAAAGCCAAGGCUGUGCGGACCACCCUGAGCCUGCUGUGCAACGAGCUGCGCGGGCAUGACGGAGAGCCCCCCAGGAAGCGGAGCAGACUGGAAAAGGGCGUCCACGCAGCGCUGCAGGCCGCCUCUCCCGAGGACAUGCGGGGCAAGAAGAGCGGCCCGCAGAGCGUGCUGGCCUCGGCAGUCCCCGGGGCGGCCCCGCGGAAGCCCAGGGUCCGCGGGGGGCUGCCUGCCGGCCUCAGCGCCUUCCGACGGAAGGAGGCCACCCCGGGCGGGCACCUCCGGAAGACACUGUCCCGAGCCGAGAGCACCAAGGGGGCUGGGGCGGCCCGGCACCCCCAGCCUGACGGCAGUGGUGGCCGGGAGACAUCCCAGUUCCCAGCCCCGGCCGGGGGCGCCCACGGACAGGAGACAGGCAGCAGCUGUGACAGUGAGGACUGCGAGGGUCUGUUGGGGACAGAGGGGCCCCCCCAGGAGCCUGGGCCGGCACAGCACGCUGGAGCCAGCACGGCUGUGCUGGGGCCCUCGCCCUCCUCCGUGGUCAAGAUGGAAGCCCACCAGAAAGCCAAGAAGAAAAAGGAGAGGCAGGGGCUGCUAGGGGCCUGCCGCCGGCCCAGCCCUGAGCGCGAGGUCAAGGUCAAGGUCAAGAGGCGGGCAGUGAAGGCCAAGGCGGGCCGAGAGCUGCAGCAGGCGGCGGGGCGCAGAGCCCCCAGUGCACUGGGCAAGAAGAAAGCCAAGAGCAAGGCCAAAGGCGGCCUGCGGGCGGGGCCGGGGGGCCCCCAGGGGAGGGACGCCCUCUUCAGCCCGGCCCGGGCCUUCAGCUGCCACAAGGAGGGCAGCGAGCUGGCCAGCGAGCGCCUCAAGAGGGCCACGCACAAGAGCAGCGAGCUGCAGCCGGUCCUGCGGAGGAGGAACGGGGCCCUGUCCAUCGCCCUGGCGUCCCGCAGCGCCGAGGACAUCCUGGGCAAGGGCAGGACGCUGGGCAAGGUGAAAAGCAAGGCCGUGGGCAAGCAGGGCAGGGGCCGGGCGGUGAGCCGGCUGCUGGAGAGCUUUGCCGUGGACGACGACUUUGAGUUUGGCGACAACAGCAGCUUCUCAGAGGAGGAUGAGGAGGACGAGGCCAGUGGGCCCCUGAGCGCGGAGCAGAGUGCCGCCCUGGCCCGUGCUUGCACCAUCCACAAGGAGGACCUGCAGGACGGCCUGCCUGUGCUCGUCCCCAAGGAGGACAGCCUGCUGUAUGCCGGCAGCGUCAGGAGCCUGCAGCCCCCUGACAUCUACAGCAUUGUGAUCGAGGGCGACCGGGGCAACCGGCAGAGGGUCUACUCGCUGGAGCAGCUGCUGCAGGAGGCGGUCCUCGACGUGCAGCCCCGGUCCAGCCGCUACCUGCCGCCCGGCACGCGGGUCUGUGCCUACUGGAGCCAGAAGUCGCGCUGCCUGUACCCGGGCAGCGUGGUCCGAGGCACCUCCAGUGACGAGGAGGAUAGCUUGGAGUCUGUCCUGGUGGAGUUUGACGACGGGGACACGGGCCACAUCGCCAUCUCCAACAUCCGGCUGCUGCCUCCCGACUUCAAGAUUCAGUGCACCGAGCCCUCCCCAGCCCUGCUGGUGGCCAGCAGCUGCCGGAGAACCAAGAAAGCAUCCGGCCAGACACCCCCACCCAGCGAGCCUGCUGCCCCCAGCCUGUCCCCCAAGGCGCACGAUGGCCCCGAAGCCUCGAAGAUCUCUGGGAAGAAAUCGACCAGCAGAGACAGAGCUGGCAAAGCCGAUGUUCUCACCUCAGGUUCCAAGUCCCCGGCCAGGGCUGCCGAGCCCUUCCUGGGCCGCCGCGGCAGCCCCCUGCUGAGCUGGUCAGCGGUGGCCCAGACCAAGCGCAAGGCGGGUGCGGUGGGCAGGGCCCCAGGAGCGCUGCAGAGCCUCUUCCAGUUCAACGGCAGCGCCAAGCGCCUGCGGGCCCGUGAGGCCCCCUUCCCGGUGCACAGCGUGGCUGCGCCCGUCUUCGGCAACGGCUUCCGUGCCGACUCCUUCAGCCGCCUGGCCAGCUCCUACGCGCCCUUCGUCGGCGGGGCCGGCCCGGGGCUGCCCGGCGGUGCCCACCGGCUGCUGCGGGCCAAGAAGUCGGAGCGGGCGGAGGCAGAGAAGGGCGGGCGGCGGCGGGCGGGCAGCGAGUUUCUGGUCAAGCUGGACCACGAGGGCGUGACCUCCCCCAAGACUAAGAGCUGCAAGGCACUGCUGUCGGCCGCCAAGGACUUUGGGCCCAAGCCGGGGCGGCCCCUGCCCACCCCCAGCUACGCUCACCCGGCCCUCGUGGGCAAGGACAAGAAGGGGCGGGCGCCCAUGCCCCCGCUGGCCAUGGGGCUGGCGCUGCGCAAGUUCGCGGGCCAGGCCGAGUACCCACUGCCCUGCGACAGUGACUGCCACAGCUCCUACUCGGACGAGGAUGGGCCCGGGCUGGCCUCCGGCGUGCCCUCGCGCUUCCUCACCCGCCUGUCCGUGUCCUCAUCCUCGUCCGGCUCCUCCACCUCCUCGUCCUCGGGCUCCGCAUCCACCUCCAGCCUCUGUUCCUCAGACAACGAGGAGUCGUCCUACAGCUCGGACGACGAGGACCCGGCACUGCUGCUGCAGUCCUGCCUCUCCCACCCCGUGCCCGCCCUGCUGGCACAGCCCGAGGCCCUGCGCACCAAGGGGGGCGGCCCCCACGUGCCCACACAGCGCUGCUUCCUCUCCAGGGCCACAGGGGCUGGCGGGGGCGCGGGUCCCAGCGGUGGCAAAGCCAAGCUCAAGCGCAAGGAGCCCCUGAGCUUCUCCAAAGCCAAAGAGCUUUCCCGGAGGCAGCGGCUGCCGUCUGUGGAAAACCGGCCAAAGAUCUCAGCCUUCCUGCCUGCCCGGCAGCUCUGGAAGUGGUCGGGGAGCCCCACGCAGCGGCGGGGCGUGAAGGGGAAAGCCAGGAAGCUGUUCUACAAGGCCAUCGUGCGGGGCGCGGAGACUCUGCGCGUCGGGGACUGCGCCGUCUUCCUGUCGGCCGGGCGGCCCAACCUGCCCUACAUCGGCCGCAUCGAGAGCAUGUGGGAGUCGUGGGGCAGCAACAUGGUGGUGCGUGUCAAGUGGUUCUACCACCCCGAGGAGACCAAGCUGGGGAAGCGGCAGAGCGAUGGGAAGAACGCGCUGUACCAGUCCUGCCACGAGGAUGAGAACGACGUGCAGACCAUCUCCCACAAGUGCCAGGUGGUGGGGCGCGAGCAGUACGAGCAGCUGGCCCGGGCCAGGAAGUGCCAGGACCGGCGGGAUCUCUACUACCUGGCGGGGACCUACGACCCCAGCACCGGGCGGCUGCUGACCACCGACGGCGCGCCUGUGCUCCGCUGACCGCCACGCUGCCCUCCGCGCGGGGUCCGGGCUCUCUGCUGUGCGUUUCCCUGGGGGAGAGGGGCCUCGGGCAGCGGAGCCAGCGCCGCCCCGACCGCCGCCAGGGGCCAGGCUGACCCCUGCGGGGACCCCGGCCGCCCUCGCCGUCCCCACGGUGGCCAUCCCGGGAGCUCAGAAUCCAAGCCAUAUUUCCCCAGGUACCUCCGGCUCUCUCCCACCAGGGAAGGCAGAAAUCAGGUGUAUUGUCUAUUUAUUUCUCUGUAAAUACCGGGUUUCUUCGGGGAAGUUUUAUGGGGGAAAAGAAGUGGAAAAAGCCCCCCCACGCGCGUAACAAGGGUGUGUGUGAGCGUGUGUGCGUGCGUGUGUGUGCGCAUGUGUGCAAGAGUUGCGUUCCGGGUUUUUCCUUUGGAAAUGCACUGUCUUCUUCAGCCGAGCUGAGCUGUGGACGGCGACUCGGGUGACCGCAGGGCUGGGGGGCCCCGGGUGAAGCCAGGCGGGCGUCGUGGGCCCUGCGGGAGGGGAGGACAGGCCUUGUGGUCACACUCAGGCUUGUUUCCUUUUAAUCCAUCUCCUGGAAAAAAAGCACUUGGGGGUGAGGCCCGGGGGGGUGGGGUGCGCUGAGGGUCCCGGGAAGGGAUGGGGAAGGAAGUGACAUAAAAGGACGCGUGGGGCCCCUGGCCUGGCGGCACCGUCUAUUACCUCUGUUGAAACAAAAUGAGAAUGAACAAAUAUUUUCCAAGUAUCGAUAAGGAAAAGUGAUCUUUUGGUUUUAUUUCCUGAAUAUUCCACGUGCUCUCUGGUUUCCGUUUGUCCGGCCAGUUUGCCCCGGGGAAGGUGAGGGGCGGCUCCUCCCCCCCUCUGCCCCUCCCCCCACCUGCACCCCCUCCUCCCCUUGUGGCCCCGACUUUUGUUUGCAGGAGAAGCAGGAGCGGGCGUCGCGGCCGCUGGGCUGGCCCAGGCGUCCCCCCGACCCCCUCCUCAGGCCACUGCGUGCAGGGCAGGGUGUGAAGACACCCCUUCCCCCACCCCACACGCCCUCCCGGGCACCCCAGAGCCUUGCCGAGAAAGCAGGGCCCCGACAGGGAACACUCCCCUCCUUGCUGUCCUCUCCCCCCCCCCCACCCUGGCCCCGAGGACAGGGAGCAUCCCCGAUAGCCAGUAGCCCCCAACCCGUUCCUGGGGCUUCCUGGUGUCCAGGCUGACCCAGAGCCUCAGCACCACCCAGGAACCCAGGGGAGCCGGCACCCUCCUCCCGUGGCCUCGGCCGCGGCCCCCAGCCCCGGCUGCCCUGCCUGGAAACGGCCCCGCGGGGGGCCGCAGGGAAGCUCCCCGAGCCACCCGCAGCCCCCGGUCCCCAGGAAGCCACGGGGCAGGUGGUGGGUGCCCCCCGCCCUCAGGCCCGGCAGCCCACCCCAUCCUCGCGUCCCCUCCGCUGCCCGCCGCUCGGGCCGCCUCCCUGCUGGUGGAGGAAGCUCGUCCAGUCUUCGGGGUCCCCAGCCCCCAGCUUCACCGCUCCGUCCCGCACGAGUGCAAUAUUUCAUUCCCGGCGUCGGCCGCUGCGGUUAGAGCCCGAAGCUGUGAACGCGCCGGCCCCGCGGCGGAAGGCAAGGCCCUUUCUCUGCCCGCGCGCUGACGCCCCCUUCCCCUCUCCUGGGGGUUUCCGUCCUUCCCUCGCAUUUCCCUCGUCCCUUCUUUCCACCUGCCUGUGGCGCUGCGACCCCCUCUGACCGCGGCGACGCGCGGUUCUUGUAAAUGUGUAAAGUAAGAUGACGGUCGGAAGUUUUUUUCAAUGUAAACACUAAAAACAAACAAACACAAAGGUUUUAUGAACAGCAGACUCUAUGUAAAGGCAUUUUAGUAUUAAAUUUUUUAUUGACAACUUGCUUAAGAAUAAAUAUAUGAACUAUU